AUGCCGUCGCAUAACGAAAAGCGAGUGCAGGGAGUCAAGGACCUGUCGCCUCACCAGGACACGUCAGAUGCCAUCAACCAAUUGGUGACCUUGCUUCACCAGUACUGUUCCGAGGGCGGUUUCGAUACCUUGAAGGGAGUCGUCGGAGAGAACGAAGAACUCAAGCGAGACAAAGCAAGGCUCCAAACCGCAUACGAUACGAACAUCGAAGCGCUAUCUCGACAUCAAACUGAGUUUGAGAGACAGAAAGUCGAUUUUGAGAAGCAACUAGGCUCCCAAAAGGCACAGAACGAGGCAAUACUCAAAGCAAAACAAGCAGCCGACGAAAGCAUCAAGAAACGCCAAGCUGAAUUGACGGCGCUGCAAGAGAAGCUCGAGAUACAGUCAUCAUCUGCCAAACAGUUGAUGAAUGAGAUCAAGAAAAAAGAGUCCACGAUCAAUGCUCUCGAAGCUACUAACGCUUCGCAGCAAGAAAAUUUAACGAAAGCAGAGAAAGAGUCGGCAACGUUCCAAAGUGCAAAGGAGUCUAUGCAAAAGCGAGUAGAUGGUCUAACUACGAGCUUAGACGAAGUGCGCGGAAGAUUAACAACGUUUCAUUCUUUCGUGGUCAAGCUUGACAACUUUGAAGCCAGAAGAGGUGAAGUUAUAUUGAGAAACGCGCUCAGCUUCGUGGAAUCGUCCAUUGGCAUCGCUCUAGACGAAGCAUGCCUGACCGACAUAGCAGUAUGGGGAAGGCUUCGAAAUCACGCUUCCAUCCAGCGCACCAUCCCUCUACCUGCUUCUAAUUCUCCAGCCGCUAAGCAAAUGAGGGUCGCCGCCGGUCUCAGGAUCUACAGCAUGGCUCUCGCCGAUCAUGUCUUCAGAUCAACAAAUCUCACUCAAAACAGCGAUUUCGAAGAUGUUCUACGGGAUUUGGAGACAGAGGAUCCACUGCAUGAAGUUUUCACGCGUGCGGUCUUGUUGAAGAUCCAGCCAGCAAGGCAAGCUCGAAAUAGAGAAGCUCGUGCCAAGAUGGCCGCUGAUCAAGUUUUUGACGCCAUCGCCGACUUGGUCCCUUCUUCGCAGAAAGAAACUUUGAAAGCACGCCUAUACCAGGUCUCAUUGGAGGCAUGCAAUGCGUGGUUAGUUAUUCAGCAACUACUGGAGCCAGUCCGCCCAGUCUUCUCUGUGCAUAUGCCUGAGGACUGGGUGCCAUUACCAUCGUCGGUACCCCAACGCAACAGCAAGGCUGGACCAUCCGGCGUCGCUCGGGAACCUUUGGCGACGCGGGUAGAAAACCAGGGUCAACAAAUACAACAGCCGAGUGCUGAGUCUCAGCCGAUAGAAAUUGACGACAUCAUGCAAGUUGUUUGGCCAGCAUUUUAUGUUACAUCUUCUCAACAGGAGGAUGACAUUGGUGACCAAGUUCCAGAACUUGUCCACAGAGGGCAUGUCAUUACACGUUCACAAGGCAGAGAAGCAGAGAUCGAAAUGUCACGUAGAAAUGCGAGAAAGAACGCAAGACAGAACAGUGGAUCUAGCCCUACACAGAGAAAGAGACGAGACUCAGCUGUUUUUUUAUCCAAAACUUUUCCUGGCGGUAUUGGUACCGAAAAGGGCAAUUAA
Messenger RNA from Fusarium oxysporum Fo47, 1605 nucleotides. RefSeq lists its product as uncharacterized. NCBI's taxonomy places the organism in Eukaryota, Fungi, Ascomycota, Sordariomycetes, Hypocreales, Nectriaceae. The record is from RefSeq and is a predicted model, not a curated record. The transcript has 2 exons. Bases 1 to 1605 code for a protein of 534 amino acids.